UUGAUAAAAGGGAGGCGCCACUGGCCCGGCGGCCCGGCUGUCUGGGCGGGCGGAAGGAAGGAAGGAAAGGGAAGAGAAGAGAAGAGGGAAAGGAAGAGGAAGAGGAAGGCAGGCCGGCCGGCACGUGCACAUACACUUACACACCGUAAGUCCCUGUCCUCGCGGACCGGACCGGCCCGGCCGUUGGAGCAAGCGGGAGGAGGAGGCGCCGGCGCGCGCGCACACACCACACCAUUUAACCUUUUGAAAAUGCACGGUGGAGUUGUCUAUGCAGCCAUUGAAUGAAGUAACUCCAAUGUGACCUACCAAAUACAUAAAUAUAUAUUUUGCUGUUCGUUUGAUGUGAUACUGGGGACCUGAAUGAAUUGAUACUCAUUUGAAUUUUCAACAAUCUAAAAGUUAGUGAAAGCAAUGUCACAGCAAAGAGGGGCAGCAGCUCCCAACUUGGAUGUAAAACCCAAGGUCGGCCAAGGGAAAAGUGUUGAUCGUAGGGACGGUUAUGCUUGGAGUGGCAAGAAACGUUCACGCUCUUCGAAAGUAGAAACAACUUCAGAUGGUGAGGUUGGGGAUGCUGCUGGCAUACUAUCGGUCGCUCCAAGACGGGAGGAAAAAUGGAGCCCCCCUGGACCUGAGCUGGAUCUUGAAGAUUCAUGUUCUCGCAAACUUUCCAGCCGAUCAUUGAAGCAAAAGAUACAAGAUGCUGUAGCUCAAUGUUUCCCUCUUAAAGUGCAUAAUCAUAAAAACUCUGUAGCUCUGAUUUCAAAACGUAAAAUUCACAUUCGUGAUCUCGUGGAUAGUUGUCCAUUUUCAGUUGGAAUAGAGUUGGCUGAAAAAUGGGACUUGAUUAAUUGGCACACAAUUCCAUUAACUCAGAACUGUGGAGUUUGCAAUGGUUCAACCGUUCAAAUGCGAUUUGGUGAAGAUGAGCUGGAAGAAGGAUGCAGAAUGAGUAUUGAACUGGAGGCAAAUCCAUCAGAUACACAGAUUCACAACCUUGAAGUGAUUUCUCAGAUUCAUGCUUUUCACAGAGAAAACUCUGAGGUGGAGUCUGGAAUUAAUGAGUUGCCAGGUGAUAAUGGUAUUGCAUUUCCUUCAAAUGAUUCAGACUCUGAUGAGGAGCUGAUAGCUCUUUUCACAGAUUCUGAAAAUCAGACACAUAUCAAUUUGGAUUUUAAUAAUGGAUGCAAUUGGCUAACGCCCUUUCACAAAUGCCAGACUCAGUUUGGCUUCAUCUAUCGCUUAGUCCCUGAUCUAUUUCGGAUCAGUAAUAAUCCAUGUUACUGGGGAGUAAUGGAUAGAUAUGGAGCUGAGGCUCUGUUAGAAGGUAAACCAGAAGGUACAUAUUUACUCAGGGACUCUGCACAAGACGAUUACCUCUUCUCCGUCAGUUUCAGGCGUUACAGCCGCUCUCUUCAUGCUAGAAUUGAACAGUGGAAUCAUAACUUUAGCUUUGAUGCCCACGAUCCCUGUGUUUUUCAUGCAUCAAGUGUAACAGGCCUCUUAGAACAUUACAGCGACCCAAACUCUUGUAUGUUCUUUGAGCCUCUGUUGUCACUCCCACUAAAUAGGAGUUUUCCAUUUUCACUUCAGCAUCUUUGCAGAGCGGUUAUUUGCAGCCAUACAACCUAUGAUGGCAUUGGUGCCCUUCCUGUACCACCAUCGCUGAAAGCUUACCUGAAGGAAUAUCACUAUAAACAAAAAAUAAAAGUUCUUAAGAUCAGUGCACAACAAUGGCAUAGUGGAUUGAAAGGAAACCAAUAAAGGUUGCAGGAAAGAUUAAGGACCACCAGGAACAUCUGCACCAUUUAAAAAAAGACCUUGAAUCUUCGUCUUAAAUAGGAAAUUCCAGUACUUUAUUUUGUCACAGUUUGUUUAAAGACUGUUAGCUUUCAAUCUUUAUUUGUGUACUUGUUAUUUUUUCCUUCUCAACAGUGCAAUUAAACAUAAUGUAUCUUGUCUGAUGGGACAAAUCAUUUGCGCUUAUCUUUGAGACACCAUGACAGUUUGGUGCUUUUGCCAACAAAACAUUUUUGUGUCAUUGGAAUGCAGUUUUCAGACUGAAAGUGUUUACAUUCACAGUGAAAUGUACUUUUAGAAAGUCAUGAAAACAUUUAGCAUGCGUAUCAAUUUUAUUUGCACUGUUUUUAUACACUUUAAAGAUGUUCUUUAAUCUAAUUUUCUAAGUUAUCUGAAGCUUUAAGUAUGUAACAUUAAUUAUUGCAAUGUACUUUUUAAAUUAAUUUUGAGUAAAAUCUCUUAACAUAAA
This is a messenger RNA of Leucoraja erinaceus (little skate), 2266 nucleotides long. RefSeq names its product suppressor of cytokine signaling 4-like. The transcript is spliced from 2 exons. Gene Ontology annotation, biological process: phosphatidylinositol phosphate biosynthetic process; intracellular signal transduction. Lineage: Eukaryota; Metazoa; Chordata; Chondrichthyes; Rajiformes; Rajidae. Bases 412 to 1761 code for a protein of 449 amino acids. The record is from RefSeq and is a predicted model, not a curated record. Gene Ontology annotation, cellular component: phosphatidylinositol 3-kinase complex. Gene Ontology annotation, molecular function: 1-phosphatidylinositol-3-kinase regulator activity.